Psilocybe cubensis is the source of this 1254-nucleotide messenger RNA. RefSeq lists its product as uncharacterized. The transcript has 3 exons. The record is from RefSeq and is a predicted model, not a curated record. NCBI's taxonomy places the organism in Eukaryota, Fungi, Basidiomycota, Agaricomycetes, Agaricales, Agrocybaceae. Gene Ontology annotation, cellular component: mitochondrion. The coding region runs from base 1 to 1254 and encodes 417 amino acids.
AUGUUCUCUCGUUGCCACUUAGCAUCUCGCAUCUCUAAAAGUGCUUCGACUUCACUGCUUGACGGCGCCCCCGUGAAGAGCAUACCGAGAGCAACUAAGAAAAGGACAUGUUCAGUCAACUUCAACUCUGCAAGGCGUCAUUCAGACGUAGCCACCUCUUACAGAGCAGCUUCACCUACCCAAAACAUUGACAUCGAAUGGCCUUCAGAUUCAUGGGAUGACAUUUUCAACGAGUUGGACAAGGUUCCUCUCAAACCAAGGACGUCGUCUUUCUCUCCAAGGAGGCAUGAUUCUUUGUAUCCCUCCAGACCCGCACCCCGCCAUCCGUCACCUCACUUCCUGUCCCCACAACCAACUCAGCGUCAAACUCUGACCAAACGCGAGCAAGAUACCCUGUCAGAAAUGGUUGACUGGAUCCUUAAACCAGAGCCAGAGCCUUCAACAACAAACGAUACCCAGGCAUCUGAAUCCUCACAGGUAGCUCCCAGUAGCAAGGCUGACGAUCUCGUCAGCAGGCUUCGUCGGUUCUCCCGGAAAGCAAGAAUGUCCAUCAGCCCGUCGACAGAAUUGCUGGACAAGAAAAAGGAGGAAAUGAGCUUGUGUACAACUGAUCAGGAGCUUUUGUCCUGGGCCGCGAAAGAGGUUUUUGGUCAAUCGGCGGAGCUGGAAGAGCAGGCUAGCAUGGCGAUAGCAACUCAAUCAGGACACAUCGAGAGCUCACAUCUUCAAUCCCCCAUAUACCCUGAAAUGGUUGCACAUCUCAUGCAGACAUUCCGGGUACAGUUCGGGGAUCCCAACCUGGCGCUUUAUAUCUUUGACCACACCAAACGACUGUCGACCCUUUCCUUUGUCUUUGGGUGCUCUACAAAUGCCUACAACGAACUAUUAGAAACGCAGUGGCUUCUAUCCCGUGAUCUCAAUAUCAUCUAUAACUCUAUAGAAGAGAUGAUCAUAAAUGGGGUUGUGCCUAAUGCCAGGACGCGAAAACUCGUCGAUACAUUCCGCCGACAAGUCUCGGAGGAGAUAAGCAGUGAAACCCUCUUACAGAAGCGCAUGGAAUGCUUACUCAAAAUUGAACAUCUGCUAUCUCCACCUAAACAGCCUAAAGGGAAGGCAUUUGACGAGUGGAAGUCUGGUUUAGGCCAUUUGGAAGAAGGAGAGGAGGACUUCAAUGACUGGACACCAAAAAAGAUCACGCGGGAUCAACACAGCAACAGGAACAAAUUUCGGUCAAGGAUACUGGCACAUAACUGA